AUGCAAGUUGAUCAACCGAAUGCGAUGAUUUCCACCACCGAUGCAGACGGGGACUUUUGCCUGUUGGAUUUCUCCUCUGGGCCGUUUCGCCCCUACUUAGACGACCUGGAAGAUCCGUCGUCUCCCAGACCAUCCAUAUCGGCGCCGUGCUUAGCGUUGACACCCGAUAAACAUGCAGAAACCAACAGCAGGACUCCCGGGCCCGCGAAAUUCCGACACCAAGCCUCCAUGCAACCGGAUUACAUGCACGCGUCACUGCGCCCAGCUGCACCUGCCCGUCAAUGA
Molecule: messenger RNA, 285 nt
Organism: Echinostoma caproni
Lineage: Eukaryota; Metazoa; Platyhelminthes; Trematoda; Plagiorchiida; Echinostomatidae
Source: the annotation of a GenBank genome assembly